AUGCUUCUCCUCCCCACGAUCAGUAAUGUAGCCCUCAUUCUAGGCGCUGCCUUUUCUUCAGCUUCUUCUCCCGUGGACGUAUCGACUCCGAGCUGUGAGGCGAGCCGAUUCCUCACCAUCUCCACGACAAACGGCCCCAUCACGGGUCAUCCGGCGUCCAACUCGGCCUGCGUGCUGGAAUACUUGGGCAUUCCGUUCGCGCAGCCGCCAGUCGGCGACCUUCGUUUUGCGCCGCCUGAAAAGAUCCAGUCACAGAAGCCCUACAUAGCUGCAAAGUUCGGCGCCGAUUGUCCCUUGACGCCGUCGAAGCUCGUCGACUACCCCGGGUUUACGCCCCAGGCGCAGCGGAUUGUCAACUAUUUCGCCUCUGCGGCGGGAACCCCCCAGAGCGAAGACUGUCUCACUCUCAACAUCUGGGCCAAGACGACGCAGACGUCAUUGGCGUCGGAGAAGCCCGUCUUGGUCUUUUUCUACGGAGGCAGGUUCACCAUUGGAAACACAGACAGCCCUUUCUACUCUGGCAAAUACUUUGCCGACGCAGAGGACAUCAUCGUCGUCACAGUCAACUAUAGGCUCAACGUCUUUGGCUUUCCGGGAGCCCCUGGCGAGACGCAAAACCUCGGUCUCCGCGAUCAGCGAGCAGCUGUCGAAUGGGUCCGCGACAACAUCAAGCACUUCGGCGGUGAUGCCAACAAAAUCACCAUCUCUGGCCAGUCUGCCGGAGGAGUUGCCGUCGACUACUGGGCGUAUGCAUACCAGGAGGAUCCGAUCGUCCACGGCGUCAUUGCGCACUCGGGCAAUGUUUUCAGCUUCCCAGUGAAUGCCGCUGGCGUUUCUGAAAGGAACUGGAAGACUGUUGUGGCUGCUGUCAACUGCUCUUCUGCUGGCGAUGCCAUGGCUUGCAUGCGCAAGGCCGACUGGCAGGCCAUCAAGGCGGCUGCAGCAGGCAUCAAGCCCACGCCGAGCAGCAGCGUUCUGCGAUCGAUACCAGCGUUCUACCCGAUGCCGGAUGAGGACCUCGUCUUCUCCGACUAUCUCAAGCUGACCAGCUCAGGCAGCUUUGCAAAGGUGCCGCUCCUGUUGGGAAACAACAACGACGAAGACGGUUACUAUCGCAUCCCGGCGUUUCCCUCUGGUGUGAUACCGACUGCCGACCAGGUCGCGUCUUUUCUGCUCGAGUCCUUCACCUGCCCCGUGUCCCACCAAGCCGGUGCUCGCCGCGAUCACGGAGUUCCGGCCUGGGCGUAUCGCUACAUGGCCGACUGGGACAACACUCGCCUCUAUCCGACCAGCGGCGCCUAUCACGGCGUCGAUCUGCACAUGGUGUUUGGGGCGUCAGCAGACGUCAGCGGACUGCCCACGACUGCGGAUCAGAGGAGCCUGACGAAGCUGAUGCAGCAUGCUUGGUUUUCGUUUAGCAACAACCCGACAUCGGGACUUGGCAGCAUUGGAUGGCCCCAGUUUGACCCGGAUGCUGCCUCGUUGAUCCUUCUGGGCCAGGACAACUCUCCAGAGCCUCAGUUUGUGUCUCCGUCGCAAUUCGAUCAUGCUUGCCCAAACAUCACGUUGGCAGGCAUAGGAACGACUGUGCCUGCAGUCGCCGAUGCAAUAUCGCUGCCGCUGUAG
Molecule: messenger RNA, 1626 nt
Organism: Trichoderma reesei QM6a
Lineage: Eukaryota; Fungi; Ascomycota; Sordariomycetes; Hypocreales; Hypocreaceae
Exons: 2
Coding region: 1-1626 (541 amino acids)
Source: RefSeq, a predicted model, not a curated record